UCGCCAUGUCCAGAUCCGGGGAUAGGACCUCCACCUUCGACCCCAGCCACAGCGACAACUUGCUGCACGGCCUCAACCUGCUGUGGAGGAAGCAGCUGUUUUGCGACGUGACCCUCACGGCCCAGGGCCAGCAGUUUCACUGCCACAAGGCCGUUCUGGCCUCCUGCUCGCAGUACUUCCGAUCCCUUUUUUCCAGUCACCCCCCUCUCGGGGGAGGGGUCGGCGGCCAGGACGGCCUGGGGGCCCCCAAGGACCCGCAGCAGCAGCAGCAGCAGCAACAGCAGCAACAGCAGCAGCAACAGCAGCAGCAGCAACAGCAGCAGCAGCAGCAGGAGGAGCCGGGAACUCCUUCCUCCUCCCCCGACGACAAGCUGCUGGCCAGCCCACGGGCCAUCAACAAUCUGGUGCUGCAGGGCUGUUCGUCCAUCGGGCUACGCCUGGUGCUGGAGUACCUGUACACGGCCAAUGUGACCCUCUCCCUGGACACGGUGGAGGAGGUGCUUUCAGUCAGCAAAAUCCUGCACAUUCCCCAGGUCACCAAGCUGUGCGUGCAAUUCCUCAACGACCAAAUCUCGGUCCAGAACUACAAACAGGUGUGCAAGAUCGCCGCGCUGCACGGCCUGGAGGAGACCAAGAAGCUGGCCAACAAGUACCUGGUGGAGGACGUGCUGCUGCUCAACUUUGAGGAGAUGCGCGCCCUGCUGGACUCGCUGCCGCCCCCCGUGGAGUCGGAGCUGGCGCUCUUCCAGAUGUCCGUGCUUUGGCUGGAGCACGACCGGGAGACCCGCAUGCAGUACGCGCCCGACCUCAUGAAGCGCCUCCGCUUCGCCCUCAUCCCAGCCCCAGAGCUGGUGGAGCGGGUCCAGUCAGUGGAUUUCAUGCGCACCGACCCGGUCUGCCAGAAGCUGCUUCUGGACGCCAUGAACUACCACCUGAUGCCCUUCAGGCAGCAUUGCAGGCAGAGCCUGGCCAGCAGAAUUCGCUCCAACAAGAAAAUGCUGUUAUUGGUUGGAGGACUGCCUCCUGGACCGGACCGGCUGCCCAGUAACUUGGUUCAGUACUAUGACGAUGAAAAGAAGACAUGGAAAAUACUGACAAUUAUGCCCUAUAACAGCGCCCAUCACUGUGUGGUAGAAGUGGAAAACUUCUUGUUCGUGUUGGGAGGAGAAGACCAAUGGAAUCCGAACGGAAAACACAGUACAAACUUUGUCAGCCGAUACGACCCGAGAUUUAACAGCUGGAUCCAGCUCCCACCCAUGCAAGAAAGGAGAGCCAGUUUCUAUGCAUGUCGCCUGGAUAAACACUUAUAUGUUAUUGGUGGAAGGAACGAAACCGGAUACUUGUCCAGCGUGGAAUGCUAUAACUUAGAAACCAAUGAGUGGCGCUACGUUUCCUCUUUACCCCAACCUUUGGCAGCUCAUGCAGGAGCCGUGCACAAUGGGAAGAUAUACAUUUCAGGGGGUGUUCACAAUGGAGAGUACGUCCCGUGGCUGUACUGCUAUGACCCCGUUAUGGAUGUCUGGGCCCGAAAACAAGAUAUGAACACAAAACGAGCAAUCCACACUUUGGCUGUAAUGAAUGAUCGGCUCUAUGCAAUUGGAGGAAAUCAUUUGAAAGGUUUCUCCCACCUUGAUGUCAUGCUUGUGGAAUGCUACGAUCCCAAGGGUGACCAAUGGAAUAUUCUACAGACUCCCAUUUUGGAAGGCCGAAGCGGUCCUGGUUGUGCAGUCCUUGAUGACAGCAUUUAUCUUGUAGGUGGUUACAGCUGGAGUAUGGGAGCCUACAAGUCAUCAACCAUUUGCUAUUGCCCGGAGAAAGGAACUGGACAGAGUUAGAAGGAGACGUAGCUGAACCGCUUGCUGCCCUGCUUGUGCCACAGUUAUCCUACCAGCCUGUGUACCUACAACAAAUAACAUACAGGACACAUUGAAUCAAACAAGUACCCCAAUCUGGGAAGCGAUGACAGGUGGCACAAAUAUUUUGGUAGGGAAAAUUAUGUUCUACAGACACAACUUCCCAAAACCCACCUUUGGGUUUAGAUUGAUGCUUUUAAAGGCAAACUACAAAAGAAAAAAAUCCCCAUUCUUGGACAUAUACCAGUCUUGUGAAGCAAGUAGCUAAAGACACACCACACCUCCCAUGUUGACAGACUGCCAUCUCAGGCUGGUUUUCACUAACUUGGCCCAACUUCACAGAAACUCCUCGCAUUGUUCUUAACUUUGAAAAGGAGAAAGAUAAAUAUCUGAAGACUGCCCCAGAGAGAUCUAAAAGCAGCACUGUGCAUUGUAGUCCUACCUGCAUGUGAUCCGUGUUGACGUUCUGGAGAUGUUGUGUUCUCUGAAUGCUUCAAAAAUGCACCCAGAAUCACAGAACAUGGCCUCUUGGUCUGAUAAUCCUGAACUCUGAUGAUUACACAGGCUCUUGAGGCCAAUACUUUUAGAAAAAAGUACCCCAAGCUAACUUCUCUUCAUCUACCCCUCUGUCUUCCCAGUCGCACAAAGGACCUACGCAAAGAGAAGGAGAUGGCAAGGGACUCUGCUAGAAACCCAGUGGUUAUUGCCCUUUGUUGUCACAAACUAGGCAGAGUCCCUAUUUUUGCAGCCCUCAUCUAGAGCUAUUUGUCUAAAAGAUUUGAAUUGAUCAUAGGCUGCUGCUGCAGGCAAUUCCCUAAGAAUUGUACUCUCCCAUUUUCAGGACCAAAUAAGUAGUGAACACACCUGUUAUUGGCUUCAAAAGCCAGGGCCAGUACAUUCAGUUAUCAUGGCUUCAGAUAAUAUCUGACUCAAAUUUCGAUCCAUGGAAAAUCAGCCCAGAUUGUCCUCUGCAACCCAGAGCCCAGGAACUAGACUAUUACUGUAAAGUACAAUCUUACUUGUUUUUCUGUCACUGAGAAACAUGAAAUUUAAAUGAUUUAAGAGAAUCACAGCAACUUCCAUUUAUGUUAUUUUAGUUCUCAAUAAGGCUUUGGCCUCUCCCUCCCUCAGUUGGCUGUGGGACAGCACAGGAUUUACCAUCAUUAUUUGCCAAACUGGGCACAUCUUAUUGCUCUCGUUGGUAAUGCUUACACACAGAGACAAAAAUUAAAUUGUUCUCUGGCAGUCACAACAGCAGCAGGAAUUGUCAAGGGGAGGGAGCAGGAGUGAGAGGGUUUACAUUUGUCAAAUCAGAAGGGGCAAAAUUGGCAAGAAGAGAAAUUUUAUUUUCAAGCUUUUAGGAGUCUAAUAAAACACCAGUAAAAAGUAAAGCAAAGAAAUAAAAGAUAAUGAAAUGGUUGGAUCUUUUGAUAAAUGGAUCUUUUAAAAGCAGUGUGAGGCCACAAUUGGGAAUGCCUUGGUGAGACUCUCUCAUUGAGGAACAUGGAAAGAUGAAAUGAAGAUGCUCAAAUCUGAAGCUGUUCCCACAGUAAAGUGCAAUCGUAAUUGUUUUUGUAUUUAUUUGUAUGUUCAGAUCCAAAGGAUCCCUUGUAAAGAGAUAUCCAGUGCAAUCAACUUUCAUUUUUUUCCCUGAAAGCAUAUAUAUAUAUAUAGAAAGAGAAAGAAAGAGAGAGAGAGUAACCAGUUACAGUGCUCCAUACAAGAACCUCAGCUGAUACUCUGAUGGGAAGAAGGGUUGGCCUUGGGGUCUUUUAUGGUUAGCUGUCACCUGUUCCCUCUGAAAUGUACAACUAGGCUUUUAAAAGGGAUCCUUGUUGUCCUUUGACUGGUUCUUUGGUCUUAUUUUUCUUUUCAAUCGAGGUAAAUUUUAGCAUUUAUGAGAACUGUAUGUAAAACUUUCUGUCUUUCAGGAAGGCAUGACCAAGGAAAAAGUGAUAUAUCUGAGUAAGUCACAGAGAAUGUAAAUUUUGUACAGUAUUAGAAUGUGUAAAUGACGCUUGCUUGUAAGGGGAAAACUUUAAAUAAAACUUUAUGUACUAAUCAACCGUCUGCAUAUUGCUACUUAUAAAGCAUAUGUAUAAAA
This is a messenger RNA of Dromiciops gliroides (monito del monte), 3957 nucleotides long. RefSeq names its product kelch like family member 14 (gene KLHL14). Gene Ontology annotation, molecular function: protein binding. Bases 6 to 1835 code for a protein of 609 amino acids. The transcript has 8 exons. NCBI's taxonomy places the organism in Eukaryota, Metazoa, Chordata, Mammalia, Microbiotheria, Microbiotheriidae. The record is from RefSeq and is a predicted model, not a curated record.